This is a messenger RNA of Nicotiana tabacum (common tobacco), 979 nucleotides long. The record is from RefSeq and is a predicted model, not a curated record. Lineage: Eukaryota; Viridiplantae; Streptophyta; Magnoliopsida; Solanales; Solanaceae.
AAAUUGCUAUUUUCGAGUAUUAUUUGGGUAACACAGUAGAAGACCGUGGAACGUUCGAGGAUUACGAUUGUGCGGGUGAUGGAGAUUCCAUUGAGAAGUUAUGGAACUGAAGGCUCACGUGGUAGAAGAGAUAUGUUCACGCUUCAAGAAGGAGUUGGAAUUUUACUAUCAGGACUGUUUGGCACUGGGAAUGGAUCUUCUGUAUCUGUUGAGAAUGCUGGUCUUUUAGCACUGACACGUGUUGGCAGUAGAAGAGUUGUUCAGAUAUCAGCUGGGUUCAUGAUUUUCUUCUCAAUUCUCGGGAAAUUUGGAGCAGUCUUUGCUUCAAUUCCAGCACCCAUUGUAGGUGCUUUGUAUUGCCUUUUCUUUGCUUAUGUAGGCGCCGGAGGCUUAGGCUUCCUUCAGUUCUGCAAUCUUAAUAGCUUCCGCACCAAGUUUAUAUUAGGGUUCUCUGUCUUCCUGGGUUUGUCCAUCCCACAGUACUUCAAUGAGUAUACUGCCGUUGCUGGUUAUGGACCUGUUCACACACAUGCAAGAUGGUUCAACGACAUGGUCAAUGUGCCCUUUCAAUCGAAAGCUUUUGUGGCGGGUGUUGUGGCUUAUUUCCUGGACAACACGAUGCACAAAAAGGAUGGCCAGACACGAAAGGACAGAGGCAAGCACUGGUGGGACAAGUUCAAGUCCUUCAAGACUGACACAAGAAGUGAGGAAUUCUACUCCCUCCCUUUCAAUCUAAACAAGUAUUUCCCAUCUGUGUGACUGGUAACAGCAUAGAGGCAGAAGAUUUCAUACUUCAUACUUCCACUUGCUGACCCUUGAAAUCUGUGUUGGGGGGACUUGCUGCUGCAGCACCAAUUUUCUUUCAGAUGUACCCUCUUAGAAGUAUAGAUAGUCCAACCAUUUUGAAGAAGCUUAGGACAACAGUUUUUAGUCAAGUAUUUCUCAUUGUUGUAAAUUUAUGGCUAUAUGGAUUUAACUA